Molecule: messenger RNA, 1695 nt
Organism: Saxophila tyrrhenica
Lineage: Eukaryota; Fungi; Ascomycota; Dothideomycetes; Mycosphaerellales; Extremaceae
Exons: 7
Coding region: 1-1695 (564 amino acids)
Molecular function (GO): oxidoreductase activity
Source: RefSeq, a predicted model, not a curated record
AUGCCUCUCCGAACCGAUAUCUCGGCGCAGCAGCCUAGGGUCGCUGGGACCACUGAUAGCUACCAGGAUAACCUCGAUGUUGAUGUCUUGAUCGUUGGCGCCGGCUUUGCGGGUGUCUACCUGCUGCAUCGUCUGAGAGAUGAGCUGGGCCUGAAUGUCAAGGUGUACGAGGCUGGGACUGAGCUGGGAGGCAUUUGGCAUUGGUGUCAGAACUGCUAUCCAGGUGCCCGCGUCGACACUCCCGUACCUUGCUACGAGUACUCCUUCCCAUCGAUCUGGAAGGAAUGGACAUGGAAAGAGAAGUACCCGAGCUGGAAAGAGCUCAGAGAAUACUUCAAGUUCGUCGAUCAAAAGCUAGACAUCAAGAAGGACGUUGCAUUCGAGAGCAGAGUUAUCAGCUCCGAGUACGACCCAAAGGCGAACAAAUGGGUAGCGAAGACUGAAGAUGGCCGGACGGCACGCUGCCACUACCUCAUCAACGCACUUGGCUUCGCAGCAAAGAGAAGUUUUCCAGACUGGAAGGGUAUGGAGAACUUUAAGGGCGAGAUCCAUCAUAGUUCUUUUUGGCCUGAGGGAGGUGUCGAUGUCAAGGGCAAGAAGGUCGCUGUUGUUGGUACCGGAGCCACAGGUAUCCAGUUAUCCCAAGAGAUCGGCCAACAGGCAGCGUCGACGACAGUCUUCCAGCGUACACCAAACCUUUGCUUGCCAAUGAGACAGCGCAAGUUGACUGCGGAAGAGCAAAACGCUGCUAAGGAUACUUACCCUGAAUACUUCAAGCACCGCAUGACAACCUUCGCUGGCUUUCCCUACGACUUCGCGGAUAAGAACACCUUCGACGACAGCCCCGAGGAGCGCGAGAAGUUCUUCGAAGAGCGGUGGCAGAACGGCGGCUUCGAGUUCUGGCUUGCGACCUACAAAGACAUGCUCUUCGACUGGGACGCCAACGCUGAGACCUGGAAUUUCUGGCUCAAGAAGACCCGCGAGCGCAUCAAGGACCCACGGAAGCGCGACAUCCUCGCACCCACCAAGGCCCCUCACGCCUGGGGCACGAAGCGCCCUUCGCUCGAGCAGAACUUCUACGAGGUCAUGGACCAGCCCAACAACGACGUGGUAGAUAUCAAAAACAACAACGUCGUCGAGGUCAAGGAGAACGGGCUGGUGACUGAGGACGGACAGUUCCGGGAAUUCGACAUCAUUGCUCUGGCGACUGGGUUCGAUGCUGUGACGGGUGGGAUGAAGAACAUGGGCUUGAAGGACAUCAACGGGAUCGAUAUCAACGAGAAGUGGGCUGAGGGAACAAAGACGUACCUUGGCAUGACCCUCUCCGGCCACCCGAACCACUUCUUCCUGUACGGCGCUCAGGGCCCGACGGCCUUCUCGAACGGACCCAGCUGCGUUGAAUUGCAGGGCGAGUGGAUCGUUGAUGCGAUCGCGAAGCUGAGGAAGGAGAACAUCCAGUAUCUUGAUGCGACGAAAGAGGGCGAGGAUAGGUGGUUCAACUACAUCAAGGAGAUUAACGAUAAGACGUUGUUCCCUCAUACGAACAGCUGGUAUAUGGGCGCCAAUAUUCCUGGAAAGGUCAGGGAACAGCUGAACUGGCCAGGUGGGUUCCCGCUGUAUGAGGAGAAGACGAGGGAGGUGUUGAAUAACGGAUUCGAGGGCUUUACGACGCAACCACCGGCGGCCGCAGCAUAG